AUGAAUGCUCGCGGUGGUCGUGGUGCUCAACCUCCACCUGAAGACACAUCUAGUCCAUAUUUCCUACAUCCAAGCGAUAAUCCUGGUGUUAUUUUUGUUCCACGGCAGCUCAUUGGCUCCAAUUACACUACUUGGAGUCGAUCGUUCACAAUUGCUCUACUUGCUAAGAACAAGUUAGUCUUUGUGGAUGGAUCUAUUCCCUGGCCUAACCGAGAGGAUCUACUCUAUCAACCUUGGAUUAGCUGCAAUAGCAUGGCCAUAGCUUGGCUGAGAAACUCGGUUUCUUCUCAAAUAUGCUCAAGCAUCAUGUACCUGGAUGAUGCCUAUGAGAUUUGGUCAGAUCUUAAGGAGCGUUUCUCUAUUGGAGAUUCAGCUCGAUUGUAUCAAUUGAGGCAGCAACUCGUGUCUCUCUCACAAGGAAAUUCUGAUGUUAGCAGUUAUUUCACAAAUUUGAGGAUCGUUUGGGAUGAAUUCAAAAAUUCUCAGCCAAUCUCGUGGUGUACUUGUGCUAGAUGCACUUGUCACAGUGCUGCGCGUUGGCAUCAACACCAGGAAAAUGACUGCACCAUGCAGAUUUUAAUUAGUUUGAAUCCUGAAUUUUCACAGAGUAGAUCUCACAUUUUGUCUAUAACUCCUUUGCCUUCACUUUCAAAGGUGUUUGCCUUGGUGAUUCAAGAGGAGAGGCAGCGACAUAUUGAAGGAAAUCAAUCCACACCUCCAGUUCCUAGUGAGCAACCGUUUGCAAAUGCUACUUCAAACUAUGGCAGGUGUUUGAGCAAUUUCCUAUGCACUCACUGUGGAAGAACAAACCACGGUGUGGAUAGAUGCUUUUAUUUGCAUGAUUUUCCCCCUGGUUUUGGCCGAGAGAAGAACAAACCAUCAAAUGCAACUGGAUCUGGUGGAUCUGGAUUUUCUGGUGGUAGAUCUGAAUUUCAAAACCACAACAACACAGAUCAGUGA
Messenger RNA from Salvia splendens (bonfire salvia), 960 nucleotides. RefSeq lists its product as uncharacterized. The transcript has a single exon. The record is from RefSeq and is a predicted model, not a curated record. The coding region runs from base 1 to 960 and encodes 319 amino acids. NCBI's taxonomy places the organism in Eukaryota, Viridiplantae, Streptophyta, Magnoliopsida, Lamiales, Lamiaceae.